AUGCACAAUCUUACCUCCAUGUCUACAUUUCUGCUGCUGGGAUUCUCAGACAUUCGAGAACUGCAGAUCUUGCACUUCUUUGUGUUCCUAGCAUUGUACAUUAUAGCAAUCAUAGGGAAUCUCCUCGUUGUUGUUGCAAUUGUCCUUGAUCACCACCUUCACACACCCAUGUACUUCUUUCUACUGAAUUUGGCUAUGCUGGACAUUGGAACAAUUUCCGUCAUGGUACCCAAAUCAAUAGUUCUUUCCCUCCUAAACAGCAGGUUUAUUUCUUAUUUUGGAUGUGUUGCUCAAGUUUUCUUUUUUAUGUUAUUUGGAACAUCAGAUUUUGCUCUCCUAACUAUAAUGGCACAUGAUCGCUAUGUUGCUAUUUGCAACCCAUUACAAUAUGAGUCAAUAAUGCACAAAGCAGCCUGUAUUCGUAUGGUAGUGAUUGUGUGGACUAUUUGUGUUUUAUAUGCUGUGUUACAUACUGGGAGCACUUUUGCAAAUACCUUCUGUUCUAAUGCUGUUAAUCAGUUCUUCUGUGAAAUCCCACCACUACUGAAGCUCUCCUGCUCUAACUUCUACCUGGUUGAAGUUGGGCUACUUGUGCUAAGCUUUGGUAUAGCACUAGGUUGUUUUGUUUUCAUCAUCUUAACAUAUAUGCAGAUCUUUUCUACAGUGCUAAAAAUCCCCUCUGUUCAUGGAAAGAAAAAAGCCCUCUCCACUUGUCUUCCUCACCUCACUGUUGUCUCUGUGUUUCUUUUAAGUGGGUUGUUUGCCUAUGCAAGGCCUCCUAGUGAUUCUUCUUCUGAUCUAGAUAUAGUUGUGUCUGUGAUGUACACCAUAAUUCCUCCCACAUUGAAUCCAUUCAUCUACAGCAUGAGAAACAAAGAAAUCAAGACUGCUUUGUGGAAACUCUUAAAUUUUGGGAAAUCUUCUAAAGUUUUCUCCUGA
Podarcis muralis (Common wall lizard) is the source of this 939-nucleotide messenger RNA. Its product is annotated as olfactory receptor 14I1-like. Lineage: Eukaryota; Metazoa; Chordata; Lepidosauria; Squamata; Lacertidae. Gene Ontology annotation, molecular function: olfactory receptor activity; G protein-coupled receptor activity. The record is from RefSeq and is a predicted model, not a curated record. Gene Ontology annotation, cellular component: membrane. Gene Ontology annotation, biological process: G protein-coupled receptor signaling pathway.